AAAAGUUGGCUUUCGUAAACUGGCCACUCUCAUCCCUGUUACAUUUGGCUGGUGUUUUUCAUUCAAAUUUAGUGUCAUGUCGUAACCCGAAACAACCCAAAAAUCACACAAAACGACACCCAAAUUCAUAGUGCAGGCAAUUCUGGCGGAGUUCAGCUUCAGGUCGAAAAGCAGACAUGUCGACAGCCUCGCGGUUGACUUUGGGCAUGGCAGUCACCGUUUCCACGGCGAUCAUAGGUUAUGUGCACUAUAAACAAUCGGCGGACCGGCUGAGACUGCAUGAUGGGGUUUUGCGGGAUGUGGAGCAGCAGCAGCGGCGGAAACACGAAAACACCUACACGCUCCAGCAGCAAAUAGACAUCACCAAGCAACUGAAGGCCAGGGAGGCGACCAGCAACUCCUCUGACACGCCCACCCCACCAAGAAAAGAAGGCUGCAAUUGCGACGCCUGCACCAAAUACCAAGAAUCUGAGCUUCAGCUGCAGCCAAGAGCCCAGAAAUCCGGCGUUGUUUCGCAGGCUGAAGACCAGUCAGUUAAUCUUGGUUCCCUAAGCCCACCAUCAGACAAAGUUUGAUCCCAACAAGCCUUUCAACAUGCACUUAUUGUACACUGUAAGACUUACUCUGGUUAAUAGAAGGCAUUAGUUGUUUAAAAUUACUUCUUUAUCUUUUAUAACGUGACCUAAAAUGGAUUUUUGGACUGCAGAUGGGCUAUAAUCGUUGUAAAUAAAAAUAGUUCCAUUUUAAAUAUAUCUAAUUUUUACUCUUCCUCUUAAGUAAGCCUAUCUGCAUUUUAAAAUAAAUGUAAACUUGCGAAUUAAAAAAAUGAUUUACUUUAAUCAUAAAUACCCUUAAUAUCAGAAAACACAUGUUCCUCUGGGUAAAGUACAGCUAACAUU
This is a messenger RNA of Drosophila gunungcola (fruit fly), 899 nucleotides long. RefSeq names its product protein PET117 homolog, mitochondrial. The transcript has 2 exons. Gene Ontology annotation, cellular component: mitochondrion. The coding region runs from base 177 to 575 and encodes 132 amino acids. Gene Ontology annotation, biological process: mitochondrial respiratory chain complex IV assembly. The record is from RefSeq and is a predicted model, not a curated record. Lineage: Eukaryota; Metazoa; Arthropoda; Insecta; Diptera; Drosophilidae.